AUGAGAAUUUAUUUUCUUUUAUUACUACCGGUACUGUUUUUCUGUAAAGCGUAUAAGGCGGCUUCGUUACUAGAAUCAAUAAAGCAUGAUCUUCAAAUCGUGAAUAAUCAAAACUUCAACACAGUAGUAAACAAGUUUCGAAAUGAAAAGGUGUUUGCCGUUUUGUUUUUUAAAAAAUCGAAUAAGAACAUAACAAAAGUAAUUAAAAAUUACAAUGAUGUUGCAUCGAAAUUUAAAGGAAUUUUAACUCUAUGUAUAGCUGAUUGUGAUGCUAAUGGUUCUUUAUGUGAGAGCGAGUUAUCACUUUAUGUUCCUGAUUACAAAAAUAGUAACACUCAUCAUUUUUUAAUAUAUCCAAUUAAUCCUAUGCCAAAAUUUCUAUUUAAUGAAGACAUAACUGAAAGUAAUAUAAAAAAAUAUACGUACCUUAUUCCCUCAAAAAUUGAUAUAAUAAAAGAUACUAAAGACUUUAAUGUUUUUAUUUCGAAACAUGAAAAUAUGCCAAAAGUUUUAAUUUUUAGUAAUAAGAAAAAACCCAACUAUAUUUUGAAUGCCCUGAGUAAUAGUUUUAAUAAAAAAUUAAUGUUUUGUUAUAUUAACAACGAAUUAGAUGAAUUAGUAAAAAAAUAUAAUGUUAAAACAUUUCCAAGUAUAUUAAUUUUAAAAAAAAAUAAAGUAGUGGACACUUAUAAAGGAAAACUCAGUUACAUUAAUAUGUUCGACUGGUUGAAUGUACACUCAGAAACGUUUGUUCUAGGUGGGGGUUUUGAUAUAUCACCUGAUAAAACUGUUAGCAAGCCUUGGAAAUUUGCCCUAGUACCAAAAGUUACUAAAAUGUCUCAUGGGGAUAUUUGUUUUAAAAAAGCAGAUAAAGGUCUAUGCUUAAUUUAUCUGAAAGAAGGAGAUAAAUUAGACAAAACAGAGAUUGACAUGCUUCUCUCAUUGAAGGAAAAGUUUAAGCCACACAUUGACGGAAGAGGCAUAAAUUUUCGAUAUAUGUGGAUGGACAUAACCAUGGAAACAAAUUUCCGCUCUCUAUUUGAAUUUAAAAAGUACCCCUCCGUUGUUAUUUUUAAUCCAUAUAAAAGAAUUCGCUACUCGAAAUUAAAUGAAGAUUUAAUAGCGACUAGGGAAAAUAUUGAAAAAUUGUUGGAAAAAAUAUCUGGAGGGGAUGCAAAGUUUACGAUGCUCAGUGGACAGACUUUGCCUGAAUUUGUGGAGGACGACAGUGAACCUAAAUCUACUGGAAAAGACGAAUUGUAA
Plasmodium malariae is the source of this 1263-nucleotide messenger RNA. Its product is annotated as conserved protein, unknown function. NCBI's taxonomy places the organism in Eukaryota, Apicomplexa, Aconoidasida, Haemosporida, Plasmodiidae. The transcript has 2 exons. The coding region runs from base 1 to 1263 and encodes 420 amino acids. The record is from RefSeq and is a predicted model, not a curated record.